Messenger RNA from Passer domesticus (house sparrow), 905 nucleotides. RefSeq lists its product as uncharacterized. The coding region runs from base 152 to 703 and encodes 183 amino acids. The record is from RefSeq and is a predicted model, not a curated record. Lineage: Eukaryota; Metazoa; Chordata; Aves; Passeriformes; Passeridae. The transcript is spliced from 5 exons.
GGUGCUUAUGGAAACAGUUUUUAUCAUCUUUUAGGGCUCUUUUAGGGCCAAAUUAACUUCCAGUUAGGCUUUGGCCGUUCUGAUUUUCCCCCUGCACAAUCCCAUGAAAGCUGCGCAGUGCUCCUGAUUGGCUGCCCCUUCUUCAAAGGCCAUGGCUGGAAAGAUCACCAAAAUCCUGCUGGUGCUGGCCAUCCUCCAGUACGGGCUGAGGGCGGAUGCCCAGGCAGUGAAGGCCACGGAAAAUGUUCUGACACAACAUGAGGAACAGUGCAACCAAGAGAUGACUUGGCUGCUGUGCAGUGUUCGUGAGUGGCUGCCCCUUCUUCCAAAGGCCAUGGCUGGAAGCAUCACCAAAGCCCUGAUGGUGGCCAGCCUCUUCCAAUACGCACUGAACGUGGAUCUCCCAGCAGUGAAGGUGACGGAAGAGCUCCUGAGGCAGCACGAGGAGCAGCGCAGCCAGGAGAUGGCCAAGCUGCAGGAGAUGGAGCGGAUGAUACAGCAGCAGAGCAGACCCACUCAGGAAAGCGUGCUCCACUCAAUCUGCCAGCAGUGGUGGUUCUGGAACUGUGUUGAAAUGAUCCUCACGCUCUUUGGGAUCUACUGGCUGCCCAGUCAGAAGAGAGCAGGUACUGGCAGUGCCCAGGAGCAGAUGGAGGAGGACAAGCCCUUGGAUAAGAGCUGGGCACUGGGCAAGAUCUGCUGAUACCACUGCAGCCAUGAAGAGCAGCAGCCACAGAAUGUGCCGUGCUUCCUCCUCUCCCACAUGAGGAGGCAGAGUCCAAAUUCCUGCUUCCUUCACAGCCUCUGCAAAUGGUCCCAGUUGUGAUGCUCCCCCUGUCAGGAGAUGCAGAAGUCAUUUCCCCCUUGUCCAUCUGUUAAUAAAAUUGUUGAUUUGCUUUGAGAAA